This is a messenger RNA of Vidua macroura (Pin-tailed whydah), 1875 nucleotides long. RefSeq lists its product as uncharacterized. The coding region runs from base 161 to 1351 and encodes 396 amino acids. Lineage: Eukaryota; Metazoa; Chordata; Aves; Passeriformes; Viduidae. The record is from RefSeq and is a predicted model, not a curated record. The transcript has 2 exons.
GUGGCAUUGGGGACAGGAACAUGGCACUGGGGAUGGGAAUGUGGCACAUGGGACAGGAGCAUGGCCCUGGGAAUGGGAAAGUGGCACUGGGGACAUAAAAGUGGCACUGAGGACAGAAACAUGGCCCUGGGGAUGGGAAAGUGGUAGUGGGGACAAGAACAUGGCACUGGGGACAGGAAAGUGGCACUGGGGUUGGGAAUGUGGCACUGGGGACAACAACAUGGCCCUGGGGACAAGAGCAUGGCCCUGGGGAUGGGAAUGUGGCACUGGGGACAGCAAAGUGGCAUCAGGGAUGAGAAAGGGGUACUGGGGACAGGAAAAUGGAAUCAGAGAAUCACCGAGGUUGGAAAAGCCCUCUGGGAUCAUCGAGUCCAACCAUUGCCCCAGAACUGCCAAGGCUGUCCCCAAGUGCCACUCCAGGGAUGGUGACCCAGCGCUGCCCUGGGCAGCUGUGCCAGGGCCUGACCCCCCGUUCUGUGAAGGAAUUUCUCCUGAUCUCCAAUCCAAACCUCCCCUGGAGCAGCUUGAGGCCUUUCCUCUUGUCCUGUGCCUUGGACUCAGGGGAAGAGCCCGACCCCACCUGGCUGCACCCUCAGGGGUCAGGAAGUUGCCAGAGGCACCUGGGGGUGGGAGCAUGGAGCUGGAGAAGGGAUUGUGGUGCCUGGAGAAGGCAACAGUCCCUGGGGACUGGAACACGGUGCCUGGAGCUGGGAAUGUGGCUCUGGAGACUGGAGCACAACGUCUGGGGAUGGGAACACGGUGCUUGAGGAUGGGAACAUGGCUCUGGAGAUGGAACCGUGGCUCUGGAGAUGGAACUGUGGUAUCUGGAGAUGGAACAAUGGGCUCUGGAGAUGGAACCGUGGCUCUGGAGAUGGAACUGUGGUAUCUGGAGAUGGAAUCAUGGUAUCUGGAGAUGGAACUGUGGUAUCUGGAGAUGGAAUCAUGGUAUCUGGAGAUGGAAUCAUGGUAUCUGGAGAUGGAAUCAUGGUAUCUGGAGAUGGAACUGUGGUAUCUGGAGAUGGAAUCAUGGUAUCUGGAGAUGGAACUGUGGUAUCUGGAGAUGGAAUCAUGGUAUCUGGAGAUGGAACUGUGGUAUCUGGAGAUGGAAUCAUGGUAUCUGGAGAUGGAAUCAUGGUAUCUGGAGAUGGAAUCAUGGUAUCUGGAGAUGGAACUGUGGUAUCUGGAGAUGGAAUCAUGGUAUCUGGAGAUGGAACUGUGGUAUCUGGAGAUGGAAUCAUGGUAUCUGGAGAUGGAACUGUGGUAUCUGGAGAUGGAACAAUGGGGUCUGGAGAAGGAACCGUGGUACCUGGGCAUGGGAAUGUGGCUCUGGAGGAGGAACCGUGGUGGUUGAAGAUGGGAACACAGCACUGGAGACUGCAACACAUUGCCUGGGGUUGGAAAUGUGGCUCUGGAGAUUGGAACACAGUGCUGGAGACUGGAGCACAAUGCCUGGCGGUGGUAACACGGUGCUUGAGGAUGGGAACGUGGCUCUGGAGAUGGGAGUGUGGCUCUGGAGAUGGAAAAGUGGCUCUGGAGAAGGAAUCAGGGUUCUUGAGGAUGGGAACACAGCACUGGAGACUGGAACACAAUGUUUGGCAGUGGUAACACGGUGCUUGAGGAUGGGAACGUGGCUCUGAAGAUGGGACUGUGGCUCUGGAGAAGGAAUUCUGGUUCUUGAGGAUGGGAACAUGAUGCUGGAGACCGGAACACAUUGCCUGGGGAUGGGAAUGUAGCUCUGGAGACUGCCACACGCUGCUGAAGACUGGACCACAGCAUGUGAGGAUCGCGAUGUGCCACCGCAGACGGCAACACGGUGCCCGGGGCCAGAACCGUGCCUGCGGAGCGGGGGGCGCGGCCGUGGGACUCGAACCCGGG